Didymosphaeria variabile is the source of this 1692-nucleotide messenger RNA. RefSeq lists its product as uncharacterized. Lineage: Eukaryota; Fungi; Ascomycota; Dothideomycetes; Pleosporales; Didymosphaeriaceae. The coding region runs from base 1 to 1692 and encodes 563 amino acids. The transcript has a single exon. The record is from RefSeq and is a predicted model, not a curated record.
AUGAAGAAACGGGAAGUCGACCGACGAUGCCAGCGCGAGGCCCGCGAACGCAAACGGUCUCACGUGGCUUAUCUCGAAAGCUUGGUGGAGCAUUUAAAGCAGCAGGAUACAAGCGGGCAGGUCGCAGCUUUGCUCAAGCAAUUGAAAAAGACGGAGGAGGAACGAGACGUGGCGAAUAAAACUUUGAAAGACAUUCAACAGCUUAUUCAACGACCUUCAAACUUGGACAAGCUUUCUCUACAAGGUGUUGGUACUACAAAGGCCAAGAUGGAUUCGGAACAUGUUGCCAGCACAAAUGAGUCCACACUGAGCACGUCAGAGGCGUAUACUCCAAUGGCGGUCAACACUGAACCUGAUCCUCUCGACAUUGAAGCCAUACCAACCAGAAUUUCUGACCUGGACAGCUUCAUAACCAUACCUAAUGAUGACUUUGACCUACACAACAUCGCUUCUUGCCCAGAAGUGGUGCAACAGAGUAGCCCAGGGGUGACAGACCGGGAUUUCUCACAAUCUACGAAGGCCAACAAACAGCAUACGGCUGCGUCUUCCAGAUCUUACGAUUGGGUCAAUCCUCGAUCUUCUUGUUGUUGUCAUGCUCUCGUGGACCGUCAAUCGGGCCAGCCCGCGGUCUGGCAAGGCAACUUUUGGAAAUUUGUCGUUGAUGUCAUGAGUGAGCGUUUCGAUUGGACGGAAGGUGUUCAGCCAGCGAACGACGUCGACUCAGAGGAUGUUCCCAUCCGCGCAAUGCUAGAAGGUUGGGAUGUCGUUGCAAAACGCGCUCCCCUGCAUCCAUCCUGGCAAAUGCUUCGCCGUAUCGACGAAGCUCUGUUCCGGCCGAUACCCAGGACCGAACGUCUGGCGAUGUUGAGGGCAAUGCAUUUGCUUCUACAAUAUCACACGGAGCCAAUUGCAGAGCGAUAUAAGCGCCUCCCUCCAUGGUACAUCUACCGACCCUCGCAACACAUCUCACAUACCUAUGCCAUUGAUUACUAUGCUUGGCCCCAUUUCCGCCAACGCUUCAUCUUUGACGAGCAUGCUUACUGUGGCAACGGUUUCUUUCGCAUGUAUCAGUACGAAAUGCGACUCUUGUGGCCGUUUGAGUUUCGUGACUGCUACACGCACGAUCUCGAGACUGGUUUGUUUAAGAUCAGUCGCCUGUUCGAUGAACGAAUCAAUAAUAUAGAUUGCUGGACAAUGGGACCCGACUUUUUCAAACGAUUUCCUGAAUUAUCGGGCGCUAUUCCUGGUUCCAUCCGCCAAAUUCCAAAAUCCCUACCACCUGCUACAAAUCAAACAGAAAGUCGAUUAGUUCUACAGAAUUGUCCAACAUCAGCCAAAGAGAUGCAGAUGGCAAGCAACACAAUUGUGGAAGAGGAAGAGGAAGAGCGACAGCGAACGGACCUGGAAUUAGACGCGGAACUGGAACAGGGCGACUGGACCAGUCUUCAUACAACAGCACCCAGUCAGACCUUUGCAGCUAGUAACGUUGAAACCCAUUCAACACAGUGGCACAGCGAGCCAGCUUUUGCUUUGCCACAGCCCGCACAAGACUGCUAUAUCCAGCAGCCAGUGUUAAACCCGACUUCCUCUUCCUCUUCUCGCGGGUGGUACAACCUUUGUGACUUUGGCUUUGACCGCGCUCUCAUGGACAACGCUAUUAUGGACGCACCCAUGUUUCCAUUCACAGCUUGA